AGGACGCAAAUGACGUAUGCGGAAGUAAGUCAUAUGAGGAAGAACUUGAAUACAAUAAGCGUUUGUUUGUAAAAUAUUAUUCCUUAAACAAACAGUAAAAAAAAAAAAGUUAAACCUCUAGGACUUUAAUAAGGUCACAAUCUUGAAGUGAUUUGUUGAAUACAGUCUUUUUGGUUCUCUACCGUCGUGAGGAUGGAGCUAUCAUCUGUGUCAUGAGAUUCUGCUUCAUCUCGAAGGAAAGCGCAGUGCAGUAGAUGUGGUUGAAAACUACCAGAAAUUUCAAAGAGCUGGGAUGACCCUUGACUGGAAAGCUGUUCAGGAUAUCAUUAGGCUGUUGUCGUUUAAUUUUAGGUCAGCUGCGAAGACUAAACUCACUGCUGAUGGUCUGGUCACUAAAUUAGGAGAGUGUAGUUCUAAAUGGUCCAAAUCAGCUUUACAAGUCAUGCACCAGCUGUGGACUGAGCAUGGCUCUCUUGUACAAACACACCAGGAGCUGCAGGCUGUGGCCAGCAUUGGACAGCUGGUAGAUAUCCAGUGGAAGCUGGGGAUGGCUGUGAGCUCUGAUACAUGUCGCUCGCUCAAUUCCCCGUACAUCUCCGUCCUGAUGAAAAUUGCAGACACAUCUGGAGAGAUUUCCUACAAGUCCUUUGAGAUGACCGUCCUUCAGUUCCAGAACUUCUACAGACAGUUCAAAGAAAUCGCUUCUGUUUUGGAAACAGUGUAAGAGUUCAGCUCCAAAUGUUCGCCAGUUCUCUUCCGGUCCGUAGCCUUUCAGUAUUUACUGACUGUUUACAUUUAAACUCAUUUGGUAUGUACGUGUGAUAUUUGAUUACCCAUAGUGGGAUAUUUAACUACGCUGUAUUUGCCCUGAGAUGCAUUUGAUUUUGAAUGUGUGUGGCCAGAAUAAUUCGUAAUAAACACUGUAUAAAGUUUGAAUAAAGAUCUUUGCUUG
Molecule: messenger RNA, 952 nt
Organism: Ictalurus punctatus (channel catfish)
Lineage: Eukaryota; Metazoa; Chordata; Actinopteri; Siluriformes; Ictaluridae
Gene: commd6
Product: COMM domain containing 6
Exons: 6
Coding region: 293-724 (143 amino acids)
Molecular function (GO): NF-kappaB binding
Source: RefSeq, a predicted model, not a curated record